Molecule: messenger RNA, 1831 nt
Organism: Gossypium raimondii (Peruvian cotton)
Lineage: Eukaryota; Viridiplantae; Streptophyta; Magnoliopsida; Malvales; Malvaceae
Product: serine carboxypeptidase-like 31
Exons: 9
Coding region: 139-1587 (482 amino acids)
Biological process (GO): proteolysis
Cellular component (GO): vacuole
Molecular function (GO): serine-type carboxypeptidase activity
Source: RefSeq, a predicted model, not a curated record
GUCUAAAAAAGCCGUGUCAGAUUGCCAUAGAUAAUUCAAUCAUAUAAAAAUCACAGUGUCACCCUAUUGAAGCAGUAUAAAUAGGCAUGUGAUCCUCUCGGUAGCCAUCGAUCCCUUCUUCCUUUGUCUCUUAUCAACAUGGGUUUUGGGCUGAGAGUUGUUCUUUACUUUGCUUUCGCCUUUGUUUCAACUAUUUCAUCGCUGCAUCUGGUCAUAGGUGAAAGACAUUGGCGAUGGCGUGACGAUGAGGGAUCGAGUUCCCUGCCAAAACAUGAUGAUCUCGUUACCAACUUGCCUGGCCAGCCACCUGUAGAUUUCCGCCAUUACGCUGGCUUUGUCACUGUGAAUGAACUCAAUGGAAGAGCACUUUUUUAUUGGUUCUAUGAGGCAAUGUCUCGCGCUGACCAAAAACCAUUAGUGCUUUGGCUUAAUGGAGGUCCUGGGUGCUCUUCUGUGGGAUAUGGAGCCACGCAAGAGAUUGGUCCUUUCAUAGUGGACACUGAUGGGCGUGGAAUUAAAUUUAAUAACUUCUCAUGGAAUCAAGAAGCCAAUAUGUUAUUCCUUGAAUCUCCAAUUGGAGUUGGAUUUUCUUACUCAAACACUUCUACCGAUUAUGAUAAUCUAGGAGAUGAGUUUACUGCAAAUGAUGCAUACACUUUCCUGCAUAAGUGGUUCAUGAAGUUUCCAUCAUACAGAACAAGAACUUUUUAUAUCGCUGGUGAAAGCUAUGCAGGAAAAUAUGUGCCAGAGUUGGCUGAACUUAUUUAUGACAACAACAAGGACCCUUCACUUCAUAUUAAUCUCAAUGGUAUUUUGUUGGGAAAUCCUGAAACAUAUGACGCUGAGGAUUGGAGAGGUAUGGUGGAUUAUGCAUGGAGCCAUGCAGUGGUAUCUGAUGAAACUCACAAAACCAUCACUGAAACCUGUGAUUUUAAGAGCAAUGAUACAUGGAGCAAUGAAGAUUGUAGUGAAGCUGUUGAUGAAGUGCUCAAACAGUACAAGGAGAUUGAUAUCUUCAGCCUAUACACCCCCCUGUGUAUUGCUGAUACUGCAAGUUCGGAUGACAAAUCAUUACUCCAAGUCAUGAUGAAGCGAAAAUCCAAUAUGAUGCCAAGGAUUUUGGGUGGUUUUGAUCCAUGCCUUGAUGGCUACGCAAAUGCUUUCUACAAUAAAUUGGAUGUUCAAAAAGCUCUCCACGUUAGUGAUGGUCACCAUCUUAGGAACUGGAGUAUUUGCAAUCUAAAUAUAUUUGAUGGUUGGGCAGAUUCAAAGCCAUCAGUACUGCCCAUAUACCAAAAGCUUAUUGCAGGAGGAGUUAGAAUUUGGGUUUACAGUGGAGACACGGAUGGAAGAGUUCCUGUUCUGUCCACACGAUACAGCAUAAGUGCUUUGGGAUUGCCCGUCACCAAGGCAUGGAGACCAUGGUACCAUGAGAAACAGGUCAGCGGUUGGUUUCAAGAAUACGAAGGACUUACGUUCGCAACAUUUAGGGGAGCUGGGCAUGCAGUGCCAUGCUUCAAACCCAGCAGUUCACUGGCUUUCUUCUCUGCUUUUCUCCAAGGGGAAUCCCCGACUUCCUCCCGGUGAAGUCUGUUGGAGGAUUUUUAGCUGAAAUCAGUAAUCAAAAUUAGAGAAGAAUAACAAUAAAAGCAAGGCCUAGGUGUCAACUAAAAGGAACUUGUCAAUUUAUGAAUGGCUAUUACUAUUGGACUGCAAUAAAAAAAAGGGCAAAUGAAAAAGAAUUCCUAUUUCUGAUGUUUGUGGUACCAGAUGUAAGGCAUUCCUUUAUUUUUGCUUUAAUAAUUAAUAGAGGCUGUCCCUUCUUCUCUUA